CACAACUUUCCAUUUCAAAUUGUGACUCACAAACCAACCCAACUGUUCUAUCUCUCACCAAUUCCUCUUCUUCUUCCCCCAAUGCCUAUUCUCAGAGCAGCCAUAGGAUCCGUCUCAGGCCAUGCCUUUCUCUUCACCUCUGGCGAUAAUCAUUCUCAAUCCCAUCAUUCUUCAGUCUCAGCUCUCACAAACCCUCCUUUCAAUUUUCCCAACUCUUUUCGCAGUUCUUCCAUCAAAAGACCCUCAUUUCCCACUGCCAAAGUCUCUCUCUCCGGCGAGAGCGCCAAAACCGAAGGCAUGGUCGAGCAAUCUGCGGCCUCUUCCACUGCCACCCAAGUUGUCGAAGACGAUGCCAUCAAAGAAGCUCGGAGAUCUGCUGAUUGGAAGGCAGCAAGGGCUUAUAAGGAAAGGGGAUUCAUCUAUGAAGGCAGGAUUGAAGGUUUUAAUGGUGGAGGUUUGCUGGUUCGGUUUUAUUCUCUUAUGGGUUUCCUUCCCUUCCCGCAGUUGAGCCCAACUCAUUCAUGUAAAGAGCCACAAAAAACCAUCCAAGAGAUAGCAAAAGCUCUUAUUGGUACCAUUAUAUCUGUAAAGGUAAUCCACGCAAAUGAGGAGAAAAGGAAAUUGAUAUUCUCUGAAAAGGAAGCCCUUUGGUCCAAGUUUUCUCAACAAGUUAAUGUUGGGGAUAUUUUUGAAGCAAGGGUGGGUUCUGUUGAGGAUUAUGGUGCCUUUGUUCAUUUACGUUUUUCAGAUGGUUGUUAUCAUCUCACUGGACUUGUACAUGUCUCUGAGGUAUCCUGGGAUUUAGUACAAGACGUAAGAGACAUCCUAAACAAGGGUGAUGAAGUGAAGGUCAAAAUUACUAAGAUAGAUAGGGAGAAGUCGAGGAUUACAUUGUCCAUCAAACAACUGGAGGAAGAUCCACUCUUAGAAACUUUAGACAAAGUCAUUCCUCAGGAUGGUUCAGUUGCUUCUGAUUCUUUGAGCACAAGCAAUAGUUAUGAUAUUGAACCUCUUCCAGGGCUUGGAACAAUACUUGAAGAGCUACAACAGGAAGAUGGCAUUUUUGAUGUAAGAAUCACUCGACAAGGAUUCGAGAAACGUGUAGUGUCGCAAGAUUUGCAGCUUUGGCUUUCAAACGCACCACCCAUUGGCAAACAGUUCAUUCUCCUAGCACGAGCUGGAAGACAGGUUCAGGAAAUACAGUUGACAUCAUCACUUGACCAGGAAGGAAUAAAGGCGGCAUUGCAGAUAGUACUGGCACGCGUCCCAUGAAUUGAACUCGAGAUUUAUCCUGUUGAGCAUACCAUCACCCUCAUCUUACAUUCAAAGCAGAUGAAUGAAAGAAAUAUCCAUGUUUUUGCUAGGUUUACACUUUUCAACUGUGCAGCUGCUGUGCAGAAGCCGAUGUGAACAUAGCCUGGAAGGUGCUAUCUGUAUAUUUUGUGAGUAGCUCACUUUGUUCAUCUUCUCAAUCGAAUAAUCUGAUUACGGAUGGAAAAUGUAUUGAAUUUCGUUGUUAAAUACUGUUGGCAGUCAUUUUUCAGAUCUGAUUGUAGUUGUACUCGACCACGAGAAUUUCUUGGAUGAUAAUAAAAUGGAACAUUUAGUUCCUCAUUUUAUUUUUUAAA
This is a messenger RNA of Cornus florida, 1628 nucleotides long. RefSeq lists its product as uncharacterized. Gene Ontology annotation, molecular function: nucleic acid binding. The transcript is spliced from 10 exons. Bases 82 to 1272 code for a protein of 396 amino acids. NCBI's taxonomy places the organism in Eukaryota, Viridiplantae, Streptophyta, Magnoliopsida, Cornales, Cornaceae. The record is from RefSeq and is a predicted model, not a curated record.